Messenger RNA from Harpegnathos saltator (Jerdon's jumping ant), 1387 nucleotides. Its product is annotated as nicotinamidase. Gene Ontology annotation, molecular function: calcium ion binding. The transcript has 4 exons. Lineage: Eukaryota; Metazoa; Arthropoda; Insecta; Hymenoptera; Formicidae. The record is from RefSeq and is a predicted model, not a curated record. Bases 286 to 1281 code for a protein of 331 amino acids.
GUUAGAUGACUGAGAAGCCUAAGAAGGCUGGUAAUUAAGGAAACGUAAUUAAGGAAAGAGUAAUUAAGCAGAUCUAUUGCUGAUAUCUCAAAUAGGGGAAUUUUUUUCGAAGUUCAUGGGAGGGUGGGGGAACAGUUACGCGUUAAACUACGAGCCUCGUUGUCAUUUUGUCAUCAGUUUGCCGGUGUCGACCGCCGUUGUGAUUCGUUUGCGACGACAUUUGGAUCGAGGUUGGGUCGUAACCAAGGAUAUAUUAACGCAGUACAAAAGAUUCUGAUAUCGAUCAUGUCGUGUUCAGCGUACAAUGACAACGCUGUCUGGAAUUCUCCGAUGGCGAUUCGGGCAAAAUUCGAUACCGACGCGGACGGAUUGUUGAAUUACAAGGAGUUUCUGGACUUGUGCGUCGAAUUAUUUGGUAUGGAUGAAGUAAAGGAGCACGAAUUGCAAGUACGAGAGAUCUUCAAGCUCUUUGACACGGACGCGGACGGUACUUUGGACGAGCGAGAGUUGCACAGAUGCUACGAGUGGAUACAUACUACUGCAAAUCCUAUUAAUGUCUUGGUGGUGGUGGACGUACAAAAUGACUUUAUCGAUGGCGCAUUAGCUCUUAGAAAUUGCGGCUAUAACCAGGAAGCGGCAGAAGUGGUGGAACCUAUAAAUCGACUUUUAAAGGCAGGCCGUUGGGACAGAGUGAUAUACACUCUUGAUUGGCAUCCCGAGGACCACAUCAGUUUUUUUGAUAACUUGAUGAUGCGUGAACUUCAUCCGGAUAGUAAGGUCACUAAGAAAACGGCGAAGGUUUUCGAUACUGUCAUCUUUUCGCAACCUCAUAUAAAGCAGGUACUUUGGCCGAAGCAUUGCGUUAAGGGUACUUGGGGUGCCGAACUGCACAAAGAUCUCCUAAUCAUGCCUUCUUCUAAACAGAUUUGUAAGGGUCAAGAUUCGGAUAUUGAGGAAUAUUCGGCAUUCGGCGCGAAUGACAAUAAAUCAGAACUUACAAAAAUCUUGUUGGAAAUUGGUGCCACACACUUGUAUGUUUGCGGUUUAGCCUAUGAUGUAUGCGUGAAGGAAACAUGUUUGAGAGGCCUGCAAUUGAAUUAUCGGUUAGCCGUUGUCGACGAUUGUUGCCGUGGUGCAAACCCUAGCAAUAUCGAAAUUGCUAAGAACACGAUCUCCGAAAGUGGUGGCUUAGUGGUGUCCAGUGAACGCGUCUUGUCCUUGGUGAACAAAGGCGAGCGUAGUCUGAUAAUGGCGCAUCACGCCGCAAAGAAUAUGUCCUAAGGGGAAUCUCGUAAAAAUUUUGAAACAGACUCGCGUAGGCGUUGGAAGAUCAUUUCUCAGUAAACAUCAAGUGACAGUUACAUAAUUGUCAGUUAUAAUUUCUCAC